Molecule: messenger RNA, 905 nt
Organism: Phycodurus eques (leafy seadragon)
Lineage: Eukaryota; Metazoa; Chordata; Actinopteri; Syngnathiformes; Syngnathidae
Gene: tmem170a
Product: transmembrane protein 170A
Exons: 3
Coding region: 408-821 (137 amino acids)
Biological process (GO): endoplasmic reticulum tubular network organization
Cellular component (GO): endoplasmic reticulum membrane
Source: RefSeq, a predicted model, not a curated record
UUUAUUGGGUACGAAAGUUGAGCCAACUCCUGAUGUAGAGGAAAGGGAAAACUGAGUAUGGAAUUAAUUUGCUGUCAGAUAUUUAAUGCAUUGAAAAUGCUCCAUAGCAUUACAUCAUUAUCUUAGGUCAAAAAACGUCAUACAGAAAAUUUAAAACCCCCCAAAAUUUUUUUGGGGUAGGAGCAGACUACGAAUUGUACGGCAUUCAGUAUAUGCAACCAGUGAGCGUAUUCCGCAAUUCACAGCCCCAACACAUGAUGGCGGUAGUAUUCACCAAAAGUUGCUUUCCAACCACCGUCAACGCGAAGAAGAGCACGCACGGAAGCCGCCGCCGACGAAGAAGAAGAAGCGGUCUAAGUAGAGGGAAAAAACAACAACACGGGCUUCCAACCAGCUCAUCGUGAAAUAUGGACCAAUACAGCCAAAGUGACAUUUUGCAGCAAAUACUUAGUAUGAAUUUAGUGCCGAGAAAAAAUGGCACCCACCGAUACAACGACACUUCUCUUGCUGAUUUCUCAGAAAUGUGGUAUGGAGUUUUUCUAUGGGCAGCAGUCUCCUCUCUGAUCUUCCACCUACCUGCAUCUCUACUAUCGUUCGUUGCACUUCGGCAGCACAAAAUGGCCCGAUUGAUGCCCAUUGCCAUCCUCUUAAUGGGCAUCGUCGGACCCGUGGGUGGAGGAGUCCUCACCAGUGCAGCCAUAGCAGGAGUUUACAAGGCAGCGGGGAAGAGGAUGAUCUCUCUGGAGGCUUUAGUUUUUGGUGUGGGGCAGUCCUUCUUGAUCCUUGUUAUUUCCUUCCUGCGAGUGCUUGCCACCCUUUAGCAGCGCCGCCGCUCCCUGGCCGGGCCGGCCUCGUUACGAGUCGCAACUUGCAGUGGCUUGGACCAAUUGAGACGCGUAAGGCCU